Molecule: messenger RNA, 3001 nt
Organism: Nothobranchius furzeri (turquoise killifish)
Lineage: Eukaryota; Metazoa; Chordata; Actinopteri; Cyprinodontiformes; Nothobranchiidae
Product: actin binding LIM protein family, member 3
Biological process (GO): lamellipodium assembly; cilium assembly; cytoskeleton organization
Cellular component (GO): stress fiber; actin cytoskeleton
Molecular function (GO): actin filament binding
Source: RefSeq, a predicted model, not a curated record
CUGUGCCGAUCCAAAGCGCUACCAUCAGGGAGAUGCUCUCUGAUAGCAUUCCGUAGACAUCCUCUCACUAAAGUCUCCCUCCUGCAGCGUUCAGCCCGGACAUGGGAGCUCACUGGAGGCGCAGCAGGAGGCGCACGGAGCGGCAUGCACGCAGGAGCUGUUUUUCUGCAGGGAGAUUCUGCGUCUGAAGGCGUGAUAUGAGGAGCAACCCCUCCGUAUCCAGUUGAUGCUCGCCUUUACGCAGGGUGGAGAGGUGCAGUAAUCCUCUCCUCUCGGGAGGAGCAGGGAAAUCCCUCUCCAGGCAGAACCAGAGAGGAGGAGGGGGGAGAGUUCAACUCGGACUGGGACUGAGAGUUGGAGAGCGUGCGUGGUGAUAUUUGGUGCUUUUGUUCUGCUGCUGCAGGCUGAUGGAGUCACUCUGAAGGUUAUUCAGACUGCUGGGACUCCACUUCUCAUCAUGAGCGGACCGACUAAUGUGAAGUACCAGCCAGGUCUCUAUGGAGGAAACAACUACAGCAGCUCUCCUCUCUCGAGCUCUGGAAAUUCCCCCAUCGUGUGCGAGCGCUGUCGGGAGGUUUGUCAUGGGGAGGUGGUGCGUGUCAAGAACACACACUUCCAUGUUCACUGCUUCACCUGCCAAGUGUGCGGCUGUGACUUGGUGCACUCUGGUUUCUUCCAUCAUUCUGGAGAGUAUAUCUGUACGGAGGACUACCAGCGGCUCUACGGGACUCAGUGUGACAGCUGUGACCAGUACAUCACUGGAGAGGUGGUGUCGGCUCUGGGGAGGACCUACCACCCGCAUUGUUUUGUCUGCAGCGUCUGCAGGCGCCCAUUCCCAAUUGGAGACAAAGUGACCUUCUGUGGGAAAAAGUGUGUGUGUCAGCAAUGCUCGCACUCUCUGAAACGCGACAAGCCUGUUAAAGUCCACGGACCGAGCUACUGUGCAGGGUGCGGUGAGGAGAUCAAACAGGGUCAGUCUCUGCUGGCUUUGGAGCGACAGUGGCACGUCACUUGUUUUAUAUGUGGGACAUGCAGCUGUGCUCUCACUGGAGAAUACAUCAGCAAAGAUGGGGUACCCUACUGUGAGACUGACUACCACGCUCAGUUUGGGAUCAGGUGUGAAAGCUGUAACGGGUACAUCAGUGGCCGAGUGCUGGAGGCUGGAGGGAAGCAUUACCACCCCAGCUGUGCCAAGUGUGCACGCUGUCAAAUGAUGUUCCAAGAAGGGGAGGAAAUGUAUCUUACAGGUUCAGACAUUUGGCACCCCAUGUGUAAAGAAGCAGCUCGACUGGAGAGAAAACUGAGGCUGAGACGUACCUCUGAGACGGCCUCCAUCCUUUCUCCAGUGUCUUCUCCCCUCCUUGGAUCCCCCCAUCGACUCAUCUGUUCAAAGGCUCACAGUGAUGUUUUAGACUAUAAGCAACUGGCAAAUCUACCCAGGGUCAAAACCAUAUAUGAAACCCAGCAGCCAGACAUCAUCCCUUAUCAGGCUGACCAAGCACACACACUGCACUCGAAUAACUCUCUGGAGAGAUUCAACAGUGGACAGUCAUCGGGCUCAUUAUCACCAUAUACUCAUGAUCUCUUAUACGGCGUUGAACUGAGAAAAAGGUACUCCUCCAGCUCCGCAUUCACCGACUCUCCUACACAGAGUCACCUUGGAGGAUCCCCGCUGCAUUAUUAUCUCCCUGGCACUGAGAGUGGCCGGAGUUCACCUUAUUACAGUCGGCCAGAGCCCGGGUGUACCACACCCACCACCUCCACCUUCCAGGUCCCCAAGCACUUCCAUGUUCCAGCUUCUGAGGAAACCAACAUCUACAGAAAACCCCCCAUCUAUAAGAGACAAGACUUGUCUGCCUCUCCGACAGCCAACAGGACCAAAAUCAAUGAGAACCUGAUCAAUUCCAGCUGCCUCUCCACCUCUAACUGCAACAACCUUUAUCACGCCGACUCCAACUACUUUCCCUAUAGUGGCUCUCCAAAAGUCUCCCGGAUGAGAAGGUUUUCAUCAGGAGGAGAAGAUGGAUGGAAUCACAACAUAAACAGGGGAAUUGGCCGGAUGAUCCUGAAGGAGGAGAUGAAGGCUCAAUCAGGUUGUUACGACAACGACCACUGGAGGAGCACGCGCAGCUCUCGGUGCAGCAGCAAGGACAGUCUGGAAUACAGCUCCCUUAAUGGCUGUACCACGUCUUACUACAGCACCGCUGACAACGACUCGUACAUCACCAAAUCUGCCUCGUUGCCGGGUUACGGCAAAAAUGGACUGAACAGACCUGGGAGUGCCAGUUCGGAUUAUUACCGGCAUGACAGCAGCAACGCGGUGAACUGGCAGAUCAGAGAAUACAAGGUGAGAUGCAGCAGCCACAGAGAAAAGAUUUACCCCUAUGAAACUCUUGUGGUGUCAGUUAGAGGGCAGCAGCGUCUUCCCGCUGAUGUGGACAGAGCCAGAUUAGAGCGUCACCUUUCACCAGAAGAGUUUUACAGAGUCUUUGGCAUGUCCAUGUCUGUCUUUGACCGCCUCGCUCAGUGGAAGAAGAAUGAACUGAAGAAGCAAGUUCGACUUUUCUAAAAGAAAAAAGCAACAGAUCCGUCCAAUAUCAAAGGUGUCGACUUAUUGGAAGUUUGACCCUGACAGUGAUUCAGAUCUGAAGUGUUGAAAGGAAAUGUUCAGCUGUUGGUGUCCUGCAACUGGUCUGCGUCUUGCUCUUAUUGAGCAAUAAAAAUAAAAGCAGCCAACUGGGCCAAACUGGCACUUGAAUGAUAACGGGUGCAGAGAGAAGCACGUGUUUUGACUCUCAUGGUUAAAGAGUGAGGAUCAGAGGAACAUCCAUACCAAACUGAUGAUCUGAGAUAAUGAAUGGAUGUUAGAGUUCACAGGUUUGUGUCACAGUGAUGCAGAACCUCUGCUGCUUCUGAGUUCUUGCAAAUUUCAUGAUGAUAUCAUCAUGAUUUGUUGAACUUGAUUAAAACAACAUUAAAUAAAUGAAGAUUGCACUCUGUA